Molecule: messenger RNA, 1885 nt
Organism: Durotheca rogersii
Lineage: Eukaryota; Fungi; Ascomycota; Sordariomycetes; Xylariales; Xylariaceae
Exons: 1
Coding region: 272-1735 (487 amino acids)
Source: RefSeq, a predicted model, not a curated record
CCACCCGUCCACACGCCCAACGCAGCUGUCGUGUGCCAUAGGAUGGUAGUGCCCAGCAGUAGCAUACACACCGUUCACAUUACGAGCCGCUCCUCGCAUCGCCACUAAAGCCCUACUCACAAACCCCGUAGGGCUAGACAGAUCUCGCCACGUCCCCGUUCGCCCGAUCCGACCGUAUCACCGCGUGGACACGAUAGCUUCGGCAUGAGAGAUUGCCGACGAACUCGUGGCUCUUCUCUCCCAGCCUGGCCCUGGUUAUAUACGCCCUGUCAUGGCCGACAAGGGCUCUCCCUCCGUCUCGACCUCGCCGACCAACCCGGCUGGCCGGUCGUCGACCCUCUCUGACCAUGCGCCGCCGGGUCUCAGUCGUCGUCGAUCGGUCACGGCCGGCCAAUCUACUCCCCUCCGCCGCCGCUCCACGGACAAUUCCGGGUCGUCGCCCGUCGAUCUUUCCUUUACGGAGGUCCGAAGACGUAGCUCUGCGUACUCUGAGUAUAGCAUGACGAGCUCGCGGAGGGACCCCGACGCUAGUGCCGACGGAACGUUCGACCCUAGCAUAGCUAGCACCGAGGAGGAUAGAUCGCUCCUCGUCUACAUCCCGCUUACCCUGGCUCUGCUGCCUGCGGUGGCCGGCGUGUUCUUUAAGAAUGGCAGCGCCAUCUGCACCGACUUGUCCUUGCUCAGCGUAGCCGCCGUCUUUCUCCACUGGUCUGUUACGCAGCCGUGGCACUGGUAUUUCUCCACGCGGCAGGUCCGCAUAGCGACGGGCGAGAGUAUGCCAAACUCGGCCCUCGAGUCCGACAGCGACGGUGAACCCUCCCCCAUAGCCUUGUCGUCCUCUUGUGAUGCCCAUGACGGCCCCGACGAGGUGGGGAAGCAGUGCGAAACCGAGGGGCUGGCUGACGGAUUGUCGCCCGGUAAACAAUGGGAAGGACAGCGAAAUGGGGCACUCAGGGAGCUCUACUUCUACGAAGUCACGGCCUUGGCCUGGUGUUUUAUUUUCCCUGCACUAGGCGCCUAUCUGCUACAUAUGAUCCGCGGUCAGCUGUCGCGGCCUUCAGGGGGUCUAGUGUCUGACUACAACCUCACCAUUUUCGUCUGCGCCGCCGAGAUUCGUCCCUUUUCACAGCUGUUCAAGAUAAUACAGGAUCGAACCUUGAGGGUCCAGCAAAUCGCGGCGAUAAACCUGCACGAAGCGCGACUGGUCACGAUAGGCCAGUUUCAGGAGCUUUCGAGCCGGCUAGAAGAUUUGGAAACCCAUGGCCCGAAUGGUGACAUGACGCAAUCAAAGUUGGUAGAGACCGCCGUAGCUCAAGAAAUCUCCAAGAAGAUACGGCCAGAGAUAGACGCGCUGAACCGUGCCAUGCGUCGAUACGAGAAGAAACUUGACAUUCUGGCGUAUCACAUUGACAAACGGAUCCAAACGGUGGAUCGUAGAGUUGACGGUGCCGUCGCGGUGGCCGCCGUCCAGGGCCGGAGAGGCAACUCCUACAGGACGCUAGGCACCUGGUUCUUCGGGAAAUUGAUCAUGAUCGUCAUCCUUCCGGUUCAGAUCGUAGCCGCCAUCGUCACCUUUCCUUUCCGGAUGGCGUGGGACCUGUUCGGUCGCAAGAGCCCGCUUACGCUCAACAAGACACGGAAGGCAACGAAGGUGGAGAAAACGCCCAUCCGAGCCGGCGGGAAAGGCCUUGGUCCCGAUCGUGGGGUAGUAAAGACGCCCAGGAAGAAGGAUUAGAAUGCGUUACGAGAUUACGAGUUAUAUUCAACGUAGGGCUACGGCCUCAACACGUUCCUUGGGUUAUGACCCGCUGGCCGGCAGCGCAGAGGGGAAGGGGGGUUUUAUCAUGGAAAUGGGCGUCGGUCGUUCGCAGCAGGAAGAGGGGGG